Messenger RNA from Notechis scutatus (mainland tiger snake), 3564 nucleotides. Lineage: Eukaryota; Metazoa; Chordata; Lepidosauria; Squamata; Elapidae. The record is from RefSeq and is a predicted model, not a curated record.
CAACUGUCAGUCAACAGCUAGUCGGGCUGCGCGAUAGGGGUGGUGGCGGCGGUAGUUACUGCCUCAGGCAGGGAGACCGACCGACCGGCCCGCCAACUGCAGAGUGGAGGGGUCGGCGAGCCAGGCGGAGGCGGAGGCGGGGAAGGCAGGCAGGCAGGCAGGCAGGCAGGCAGGCAAGACGCCAAUCUUUCAGCUGUGAGAUGGACCGGUACUCCCUCCGCCAUUAAAGACAGAAGGGCAGGCGGACCGAAGGAUUCCUUGCCCUGCCUCAAGCAAAUUAGGGAUCGGUAUCGCUUUCCCUUUGAUUCGGCGGGUCGUUUCAUUCACCUGGUGGGGGAGGUCGCCUCCCUUUCCCCUAAUUGAGGAGAGGCAGGUAUAAAAACCUGCCCAUUCACUCCCUUGGCCCCGCCGGGGACGCUUAGGGCUUGCCCCUCCUCCUAUUGCAGACAAGCCGAUAGGCGCUUCCCGCCCCCCCCCACCCCCCCCCCCAAAAAAAAAACCCGGGGACUCAUUGGGGAGGAAUCGGCGAAACUCCAGGCUCAGCCAUGCGCCCAACCUCUCUGCGGAGACAGGCGAAGGGGUCGCCCGCCCCUCUGAAAGAGGAGUAACAUAGACCGCCGGCCCUGCAGAUAGGCGCCCCCUUUCCUGCCUCCGCCUCCCGCCAUCCUCUUCCUCGCGAUGCCGCUGCCCCGCUCUUGCUGAGAGCCCAGGGCGAGGGAGGGGACGAAGGCUCUGGGCUUUUUUGUGGGGGGGGAGGGAGGGAGGGAGGGAGGCACCAUGGAGCGUCGAGGAGACCCGGCUUUCCACCUCCAGCAAAAUCUGGAAUUCAACGUGGAGAACGUGGAGCAGGCACUCCACCAGCUAUAUUAUGACCCCAACAUUGAAAACAAGAACCUGGCCCAGAAAUGGCUGAUGCAAGCUCAAGUAUCACCACAAGCUUGGCACUUCAGUUGGUUGCUUCUUGAUAUGGACAAGGUGCCUGAGAUCCAAUACUUUGGGGCCAGUGCCCUCCACAUUAAGAUUUCACGCUACUGGAAUGACAUCCCUGCUGACCAGUACGAGAGCCUUAAAUCACAGCUCUUCAGUCACAUAACUCAUUUUGCUAGUGGUUCCAAAAUUGUGCUGACCCGCCUUUGUGUGGCAUUGGCUUCAUUAGCGCUGAACAUGAUGCCAGAGGCUUGGCCAUGUGCUAUUGCUGACAUGGUACGCAUGUUUCAGGCAGAGGACUCUAACGUAGAUGGGCGAGCACGCUGCCUUGCACUCCUGGAACUUCUGACAGUGCUGCCUGAGGAAUUCCAAACCAGUCGUCUGCCUCAGUACCGCAAGGGGCAGGUACGUAGUGUCUUGUCACAGGAGUGCACAUCUGUGUUCCCUCUGCUAGAACAAUUGUUGCAACAGCAAGACUCUCCUGGUUUCAUUAAGCAAAAAGUGCUGAAGUGUUUCUCCAGUUGGGUGCAACUAGAGAUUUCUUUGAUGGAAUGUGAGAACUUGAUCCAAGCAUCUUUCACUUCUCUGCAUGAUCCAGAACUCUUCGACAUUGCUGUGGAGGCUAUUGUCAAUGCCAUUUCCCAGCCCGAUGCUCAGAGGUAUGUGAAUACUCUUCUGAAGCUCAUUCCACCGGUACUAGGACUCCAGGAGCAGCUACGUCAAGCAGUUCAAAAUAGGGAUAUGGAAACUUCUCAUGGGAUUUGUCGUAUUGCUGUAGCCUUAGGGGAGAAUCACUCUCGAGCACUUCUGGACCAGGUAGAUCAUUGGCAGAGUUUCCUGGCAUUGGUCAACAUGAUAAUGUUCUGCACCGGAAUCCCAGGACACUAUCCUGUGAAUGAGACCACAAGCUCACUUACACUCACUUUCUGGUAUACACUGCAGGAUGACAUUCUCUCUUUUGAUCCAGAAAAACAGGCAAUGUAUCAGCAAGUGUAUCGACCUGUAUAUUUUCAGUUAGUGGAUGUACUCCUACAUAAAGCUCAGUUCCCCUCUGAUGAAGAAUACAGUUGCUGGUCCUCUGAUGAAAAGGAACAAUUUCGUAUAUAUCGAGUGGACAUUUCAGAUACUUUGAUGUAUGUAUAUGAGAUGUUGGGAGCGGAACUGCUGAGCAGCUUAUAUGACAAACUGGGCCGCCUUCUGACAAAUUCAGAUCAGCCAUCCUCAUGGCAGAACACGGAAGCUUUACUUUAUGGGUUCCAGUCCAUUGCAGAGACCAUAGAUGUAAACUAUUCAGAUGUGGUUCCUGGCCUUAUCGGCCUCAUCCCGCACAUCAGCAUCAGCAAUGUACAACUUGCAGACACGGUGAUGUUUACUAUUGGGGCUCUAUCAGAGUGGCUGGCUGAUCACCCUGUAAUGAUCAACAAUGUCCUGCCCUUGGUAUUGCAGGCUCUGGGCAAUCCAGAAUUAUCUAUCUCUAGUGUCUCUACUCUUAAGAAGAUAUGCCGUGAGUGUAAAUAUGACUUGCCUCCGUAUGCUGCCAACAUUGUUGCUGUCUCUCAGGAGGUGCUAAUGAAGCAGAUUCACAAGACAAGUCAGUGUAUGUGGUUGAUGCAGGCUCUGGGUUUCUUAUUGUCUGCCCUCCAAGUGGAAGAAAUUUUGAAGAAUCUACAUUCGCUUAUAACUCCUUACAUCCAACAAUUAGAGAAAUUGGCCGAUGAAACGCCCAAUCCAUCUAACAAGCUAGCUAUUAUCCAUAUAUUGGGUCUACUCUCCAACCUCUUCACCACUUUGGACAUCAGUCACCAUGAUGAUGAUCAUGAGAACACGGAGGUUAAAAAACUGCCGGUGCCUCAGGGCCCCAAUCCGGUAGUGGUGGUAUUACAGCAAGUUUUCCAGCUCAUCCAGAAAGUGCUCAGCAAGUGGUUAAAUGAUGCCCAAGUUGUGGAGUCUGUGUGCUCCAUUUUUGAAAAAUCUGUGAAGACUCUUCUAGAUGAUUUUGCACCCAUGGUGCCUCAACUGUGUGAGAUGCUGGGACAGAUGUAUAGCACUAUUCCUCAGGCAUCUGCUAUAGACCUCACCAGGCAGCUGGUUCACAUUUUUGCCCAUGAGCCUGCCCAUUUUCCACCAAUCAAGGCGCUCUUUCUGCUUGUUACAUCAGUUACAUUAACCCUCUUUCAGCAAGGGCCCAGGGAUCAUCCUGAUAUUGUUGAUUCAUUUAUGCAACUCCUGGCACAGGCACUCAAACGGAAACCUGAUUUGUUCCUGUGUAGCAGCCUGGAUGUCAAAGCCGUAUUCCAUUGUGCUGUGAUCUCUCUGAAGUUUCCUGAAGCACCAACUGUCAAAGCUGCCUGUGGCUUUUUUACCGAAUUGCUGCCACGCUGUGGGGAGAUUGCACCUGUGGGACAAGUGGUACAUGAGAAUGGCAAAAUGUUGCUACAAGCUGUAAUUGAGGGCAUAGGUGGCCAAGCUUCACGAAAUUUGAUGGAUCAUUUUGCUGAGAUUCUUUUUGCUCUCAACAAGCAUUGCUUCAGUUACCUGAGUGUGUGGAUCAAGGAAGUGAUGCAGCAGGAUGGCUUUCCAUCGACCCGUGUCAGCCCUGAGCAAAAGGACAUUUUCAGCCAACAAAUUCUCAGGUGA